GUUAGCUGCGGAUUGACCCUGAGGUUCAACUUCAUCCUCAACAGAAAAUCAGCGACGUGCAGUUUUUGAAAAUAUUUUAUUCUAAAUAACUGUUUAUAAAGAAAUCUUAAAGUGACAUAUAUUGAGUUUCAAAAUCUUUGUUCAAGUUUUUUGUGCAUUUAUUAAAAAGGCAAAUAAAUUGCAGCGCAAUGAUGACAAACCGAUUUGCUUUCUGCACCCUGGCCCUGUUAGCCAUUUGUUUGCUGGCCAUCUCGAGGACCGAUGCGGCACCGAUGCCCAGGUACCAAAGCUCCAAUGGCGGCUACGGCGGCUAUAACGAGCUCGAGGAGGUGCCCGAUGACCUUUUAAUGGAGUUGAUGACACGCUUUGGACGCACCAUAAUACAGGCACGCAACGACUUGGAGAACUCAAAGCGAACUGUGGACUUUGGAUUGGCGCGUGGUUAUUCUGGAACUCAGGAGGCGAAACAUCGUAUGGGUCUCGCUGCAGCCAAUUUUCCAGGCGGACCGGGACGAAGGCGACGUUCGGAAACCGAUGCUUAAAUUUUCAAAUCACGAUCACGAUAAUGUCAAACUAAAUGCGAAAUCUUAAAAAAAAAAUUACACAAACAACUUUGCGGAUUUAUUUUCGGUUUUUUAACAUAGUUUUACAAAUAUUCCGAACUUUUUUUAAAUGAAAUUUAAUUCGUUGUAUAUACAUAAUAUCUAUAUUGAAGUUGCUAAAAGUAUAACUUACAAAAGUGUUGAACUUAUAAAAAAAGGUUCUUAAGCAUAAAUAUAUUGAAACGUUUAUUAACGCAAGGAAUUUCUGAAUUAAAUACAAAAUAAAAUGUUAAACUGUUGCUCCAAAGUUAUAAAAUGUUUAUGGAUCCUUAAACAAAUGAUAUAAGAGUACCAAGAUCAUGAUCCCCUCUCGCUCUCUCGCUCGUCUUAAUAUUCGAUAAAGAAAAACGAAUUGAAAUUAAUCAAAUUAUCUUGUAAUAUUUAAGAACAAGUACAAUACUAUUACAAAUUAUUCAAGUGUAAUUUAACUCGCGCAAAAAAUCUUUAAAUAGGUAUGCCUUAGUCUAACACACCCACACACACAUUUUUGAACACACAUACAACACCUGCACACAUACACACACAUCACAUAUAAAAUACAAGAACAUCUAUCUCACAAUAUUUAAGUUUAGACAAUUUUCUUGCUCGUAUUUUUUUUUUUUUUUUAUUGUAAAAGCUUAUCCUUAUGAGCUCCCACCUUUGAUCUUGUUUGGCCGCUUUGAGCGGUGUUAAUGUAUUUCUUGUAAAUAUAUAUAUUAUUUAUGUAACACGAAUAUAUCAAAUAUCUGAGAACGUACAUACAUAUAUACAUAUAUGGAUUAAUGUGUCUAUCGAAACGUAAAUACAUCAAUAUCGUAACGAACAAUGAUUAAAUAAAUUUACAUUUAGAGAAACUCUAA
Molecule: messenger RNA, 1441 nt
Organism: Drosophila innubila
Lineage: Eukaryota; Metazoa; Arthropoda; Insecta; Diptera; Drosophilidae
Gene: Dh31
Product: diuretic hormone class 2
Exons: 5
Coding region: 189-542 (117 amino acids)
Biological process (GO): body fluid secretion
Molecular function (GO): G protein-coupled receptor binding; diuretic hormone activity
Source: RefSeq, a predicted model, not a curated record